CAAUGGCUAUUGUGCUCGCGGUGCGUUAUGUAAAUAUAGCCACGGGGAGGAUGCCGUUGUGCCUUCUCAGCUGUUUCCGAUGAAUGGCUCACCAAUACCUGGCGGCUCGAUGCCUUUCAUGCCAAUGUUUCCCGGCGUGAUGCCUUUUGGCAUGGGUGGUCAGGGUGCUGCUUAUGAUCCACAUCAGGCUCGCAUGGACAUGCGACCACCACCUAGUGGUCAUGCUGGACGGGGACAGAGACCUCCGCUUCUACAUAUGGCCCAGAAAGACGAAACGAUGCAAGAUGCCCAGACUAUACACGCUUCCGGUGAACUGCCUGUCAUUCAAGAUUUGACACCCAAGCCUCCUUCAGAACCAUCAUCUUCAGUCGACCCCGGAACGAAUUUGCAAAACAACAUGCCUGGUGAUGCCACAGGACCCGCGGGAGCACAACUGCCAUUGGAUACUCUGACUGAUGUUAAG
Serpula lacrymans var. lacrymans S7.9 is the source of this 463-nucleotide messenger RNA. RefSeq lists its product as uncharacterized. The record is from RefSeq and is a predicted model, not a curated record. Lineage: Eukaryota; Fungi; Basidiomycota; Agaricomycetes; Boletales; Serpulaceae. The annotation marks the transcript as partial. The transcript has a single exon.